AUGGCAGAUGACAGCAGGAAAAGCAAUAACAAUGUCAGUGGCAAGAUUCAUUCUUUGUCUCUGGUGUUCAAUUCAUGGAAUUUCUAUGGUGCAAAUGGAUCCUUACUUUGGAAAUUUGUCUUCUCUGACAAUAAGGAUCCAAAUGCCUUCUGGGCUGCUGUUUUAGGAUCUGAUGGUAUAAUAUCGUUCUAUAAUUUUCAAAAGGGAAAGUCUGUUGCUGCUGAAGCAACUAGGAUCCCACAAAGUUCAUGCAGCACUCCUGAGCCUUGUGACCCCUACUAUGUGUGCUAUUUUGAGAAUUGGUGCCAAUGCCCUUCACUUCUCACCUCACGCUUUAAUUGCAAACCUCAAGCACUCCCAACCUGUAAUACCUCCAAAAGUUCAGUAGAGCUCUUAUACGUUGGUGAGAAGCUUGAUUACUUUGCACUUGGUUUUAGCACACCCUCUCUGAAAUCCAAUCUGAGUUCCUGCAAAGAAGCUUGCCUUGGUGAUUGUUCUUGCCUUGUGCUGUUCUUCGAAAACAGUUCUGGACAUUGUUUUCUGUUUGACCGGGUAGGGAGUUUUGAACGCUCCGCUGCAAAUUCUACUGGAUACAUCUCUUUUAUGAAGUCCUUGAGGGAUGGAUUAAGCCCUGUAAAGGAAGGCAAGGGAAAUAAAAGCAAGCGCAUUUUGUUACUCAUGGUCAUUUCGGUUGCAACAAUCUUGGUUAUUGUUGGUCUAGUUUAUGUAGGAUUCUGGUACUACCGCAGGAUGAGACUAUUGGAAUAUUCCCAAGAAAUCUUGGAAGAGGAUAAGUUCUUGGACAGUCUUUCUGGAAUGCCUAUUCGCUUCACUUACGGUGAUCUUAGCAGAGCAACUAAAAAUUUCUCCAACAAAAUUGGCCAAGGAGGGUUUGGUUCAGUCUACCUAGGUGUGCUUCCAGAUGGCAUCCAACUGGCCGUGAAAAAAUUGGAGGGCGUUGGCCAGGGAAAGAAAGAGUUUAGAGCUGAAGUCACUAUUAUUGGGAAAAUUCGUCAUGUCCAUCUGGUCAAGCUCAGAGGUUUCUGUGCAGAAGGGCCUCACAGACUUCUUGUUUAUGAGUACAUGGGUAAAGGGUCUUUAGAUAAAUGGAUAUUCAUGAACAAGAACAACAAAAAGGAUGAAUCGUUAGAUUGGAAUACAAGAUUCAGUAUUGCCUUGGGGACAGCAAAGGGGUUGGCUUAUCUCCAUGAAGAGUGUGAAGAAAAGAUUGUCCAUUGUGAUAUAAAACCUGAAAAUGUUCUUCUUGAUGACAAUUUUGUUGCCAAAGUUUCAGAUUUUGGUUUGUCCAAGCUAAUGAACCGGGAGGAGAGCGGUGUACAUACGACGCUGAGGGGCACAAGAGGCUACCUUGCACCAGAAUGGAUCACCAAUUAUGCCAUAUCCGAGAAGAGUGAUGUAUACAGUUAUGGGAUGGUCUUGCUUGAGAUCAUUGGUGGAAAGAGGAAUUUUGAUCCAGGGGACAGUUCCGCGAAAGGCCACUUUCCUUCUUAUGCCUUUAAGCUGUUGGAAGAGGGAAAUAUGAAACAGUUCCUUGAUCCAAAUCUAGAUGUCGAUGAAAAUGAUGAAAGAGUUUUAAGUGCAAUUAAAGUUGCAUUAUGGUGUAUUCAAGAUGAGAUGCAACUAAGACCCCCAAAUGACUAA
Messenger RNA from Prunus armeniaca (apricot), 1662 nucleotides. The record is from the annotation of a GenBank genome assembly. NCBI's taxonomy places the organism in Eukaryota, Viridiplantae, Streptophyta, Magnoliopsida, Rosales, Rosaceae.